UAGCAGGAGGACUGGUACGAUGGCCAGUUAUCCAUAUUACUCCCCUUCACCACCGUGUAAUAACACAACUUCUCCUACACUCCUCCCUCCACCACCACCACCACCAGCAUGUAACCACACAGCUACACCAACACUUUCACCCCCACCUCUACCUCCACCACCACCAGCAUGUGCCUGUGACAAAACUACUCCCACUUUGCCAUCACCACCUCCACCACCACCUUCAUCUCACUACUCCCCACCAUUAGUUUCAUUGUCGCCACCACCUUCAUCUCGCUCCCAACCACCCCCAUCCCCAUCACAUCCGUCACCACCACCACCGCCAUUUUAUCAUUCCCCACCAAUACAUUCACCACCGGCCCCACCACCACGACGGUCACCCCCAUCACCACCACCACCAUCAUUUUAUUAUCCCCCACCACUACUUCCACCGCCUUCAUUGCCAUCACCAUCGCUGCCGCCGCCUUCAUCUUUCUCUCCACCAUUACAUUCACCACCACCACCACCAUUUUAUUAUUCCCCACCCCAACUUCCACCGCCUUCAUCACCACCACCACCUAAACCUUCAACACCGUCACCGUCACCACUAUCCCCAGACCCACCACCCUCCUCUCCUUGGGCACCCUCUGCAAGUUAUAUUUCAAUUUCACCAACACCAACACCAGCACCAGCACCAGCACCAGCACCAGCACCACCACUCCCCGGUACAGCAGUUCUUGCCACCUUUGCCGCCCUAGGUUGUCUAUUUUUAAUUUCUGGUCUCCUUUCCAUGGCCAAGAAGAUGGACAUGCUUCCAUCUCAAUUAUCAAGGCUGCUGCCAGGCAACACUGGGACAGUUCCAGGUGACUACGAACAAGGUCAUCAAACCAGUAACGACCGAAGUGGGACCGCGAAGAUGAGUUCGGAUCUUCCCCUUGAAGAAAGUGUGAAUGAAUUCCCGGACGCUCCUAAAAAACCCAGUGUGACUGAUAAUGCAGAUGCAUCUCAAGAUGUGAAGAAAGCAGAAUCCAACGAAGUCGGAGAAGAAUCAAAGGACCCCGAAAAGAAACCGCGCCUACCCAAGACUGAAAAACGUUCAAGUAGAGCAAAGAAGAGUGGAGACAAGCAGUCUGGAAUGCGUCAAGGUCUGACUACUGGAUGUCGUCAAGUUCUGAAUAUUGGAUGUUGUUUAGAUUUAAAUAAUGAAGAUAAAGGAGCAGAGAGUGGAUCUGGUGCACAUGAAGAAGAAUCAGAUGACCGUCCUGGCAAGUCUCGCAUUAAUCAAAGUGAGUCAGACAACAGAGAAGCUGCUCAGUAUGGCGAGAAAGAACCAGAUGAAGGUGGAGAAAAAUCAUACGAAUCAGGAAAAAAAUCUUUGCAGACGAAAAAUCAUCCUGGUAGUCGUCGACGUGGGGAACAGAAGCUUUCCGAAAUCAGUACAGCUUUGGAUGGCGGAUUGAAUUUGGGUGGUCCAAAUGAUGCAAAUGAAGAUCUCAAGUAUCCAUCUAAUGUAGAUGAUGAAAUAUCACAUGAGCACCACAGCAAUCCCAUCUGUAACCAAAGUGAGAAUGACGGCAUAGAUGUUACUCAAGAUGUGGAGCAACAAUCUGAUGCAGUUAAACGAAGAUUAAUCAGUUCAAAAGAGACAUCCUUCCACAAGAAAAAGCAUUCUAGUCGUCUUACUGGAAACCAAAACGCUUCCAUAGUUGGUCAAGUUUCGAAUGCCGCAAGUAAUGUUGAUCUAGAUGAGGAAGUGCAAUCUCAAGACAAUGCUCAGGAUGAAGAAGAGGUGCAUGAAUCAGAGCCCCAAAAGGAUUACAAAGAAUUGAAAGUAGGUGGUCCAAAAAAUGACCCGCGUGGGCGACAAGCUCGUACUCGAGCAAGAAGUAGAGAAGAGCCUUUGAAUCUUAACCAACGUAUGAGUACUGGUAGUGGUAAUGAUUCGAGCAGCGCAGUGGUUUCUUUGGACGAUGAAGAAGGCAAAGAUGUGUUAACGAGUCAACCCUUUGACUCGUGUUAAAUAAUGAGUGAUGAUGUGGCUUGCUUAGCUGGAUCCUAGCUGGUUUCACUUGAUGUAAAAGUUUGUUACUUGUGGUUGUUAGGGUUUUAUCUUCAGACUACUAUAAAUAGGGAUUGCUGUAAUAAUUUCAUUGAAUGCACAGGAUUGCAAAGUUCCA
Rosa rugosa (rugosa rose) is the source of this 2156-nucleotide messenger RNA. RefSeq lists its product as uncharacterized. The coding region runs from base 20 to 1999 and encodes 659 amino acids. The record is from RefSeq and is a predicted model, not a curated record. NCBI's taxonomy places the organism in Eukaryota, Viridiplantae, Streptophyta, Magnoliopsida, Rosales, Rosaceae. The transcript has a single exon.